AUGGCGUCUCCCAAUAGCGGCGACGUCGGUGCAGCAGGCGACCUCCUAGGGACCGGGCUGCUGGCCGCCUCCAAGGACGAGGAGACGCCUGCCGUGGAGACGACGGCGACGUCAACGUCGUCGGGGCGUCUGGCGGAGCACGAGAUGACGCCGACGCGCUCGCCGGUGCGGCAGGGCGUGCGGCGCGCGGCGGCGGAGUUGCAGGAGGUGUUUCUGGGCACGAAGCUGUUCCCGCUCUUCUCCGCCGUGCCGCUAGCCGUCGCCGCCGAGCACUUCCGCUUCGGCCGGGCAUGGGUGUUCGUUUUCAGCUUGAUAGGCCUUGCUCCUCUCGCAGAACGUGUGAGCUUCCUAAGCGAGCAUAUUGCCGAUACAGCAGGACCAACAGCUGGCGGGCUUCUGAACGCAACUUGUGGGAAUGUACCUGAACUAAUUAUUGCACUGUUUGCCCUGCACAAAGAGAAGAUGGAAAUCCUAAAGUGGUCUCUUUUAGGUUCCAUAUUAUCUAAUUUGCUCCUAGUCCUUGGUUCAUCACUCCUUUGUGGUGGCCUUGCUAAUACAGGCAAGGAGCGUCCGCUGGACAGGAGACAAGCAGAUGUAAGCAUAGGCCUCCUGAUGCUGGGUGUGCUCUGCCACAUCUUACCUCUAUUGUCCAAGUACACAGCAAGCACUGGAGAUAGCAUAGGCUCAGCUCUGGGGUUAUCAAGAUUAUGUGCAAUCGUAAUGCUCAUUGCCUACUUUGGAGGUCUCGUCUUCCAGCUAAAAACUCAUCGUCAAUUUUUUGUGCAAGAGGGAAGUUCACAGAGCAGCAGCAGCAACAGUGACGAUGAAGUUACAAACAAUUCAGUUAUAGGAUCUGCCAGUACAGUGAUCUGGUUGAUUGGGAUGACUGUAGUCAUUGCUGUGCUUUCUAAUUACGUUAUCACUACAAUUGAGGAAGCAUCAGAUGCACUUGGUAUCCCAGUCAGGUUCAUUAGCAUUAUCCUCCUUCCUGUUGUUGGAAAUGCGGCAGAGCAUGCAGGCGCUAUAAUAUUUGCUUUUAAGAACAAAAUUGACAUCACCCUGGGAAUUGCUCUUGGCUCAGCAAUUCAAAUUUUGCUGCUUGUGGUGCCUGUUAUUCUAAUUGUGUCCUGGGUCAAUGGCAUCCCUAUGGAUCUUGACUUGAACCUUGUUGAGACUGGAUCAUUGGUUAUGACAGUAUUUACAACAGCUUUUACACUUCAGGAUGGCAAAUGGCAUUACUUGAAAGGCUUCAAUUUGACACUAUGUUACAUUGUAAUAGCAGUGUGCUUUUUCACCAUAAAGGCCGUCCCAAUUCCUACUAAUGAUUGCUUGGUCAUCUACUUCUGGGGUAACUCUGUUCAGCACCAAAGAAGGUACAGGCCUGAGAUGCUGGGUUUGGAAUCAAACUAA
Molecule: messenger RNA, 1410 nt
Organism: Miscanthus lutarioriparius
Lineage: Eukaryota; Viridiplantae; Streptophyta; Magnoliopsida; Poales; Poaceae
Source: the annotation of a GenBank genome assembly